AUGCGAUCGUUGCUUCAGACAACUACUGCCGUCCUUGGCUGGACGGUAGCAGCAAAUGCCUAUGAAUUAACAAUAACUGAUAAGAAAUCAGUCGAGAGUGCGGCAGCCAAAGCAGCCAAGGGCUUGACAAGUUGGUACACCGGAAUGAACCCAGGCGACACAGCAGGAAACUUGCCAGACCCUUACUACUGGUGGGAGGCCGGAGCCAUGUUCGGUUCCCUAGUUGAUUACUGGUGGAUUACAGGAGACGACACAUAUAACGCCAUCACCAAGCAAGCCAUGAUCCAUCAGGCUGGACCAGACGGCGACUACAUGCCCGACAAUCAAACCAUGACCGAAGGAAACGAUGACCAAGGCUUCUGGGCCAUGGCCGCAAUGUCAGCAGCCGAGCACCAAUUCCCGAACCCCCCCGAGGACACCCCAGGAUGGCUCGCCCAGGCACAAGCCGUCUUCAACGAGUACGUCAGCCGCUGGGACGACGAGUAUUGCGGUGGUGGAAUGCGCUGGCAGAUCUUCAAGUGGAACACCGGUUACGACUACAAGAACGCCAUCUCCAACGGCUGCUUCUUCAACGUCGCCUCCCGCCUGGCCAGGUACACGGGCAACGACACUUAUGCAGACUGGGCUGGAAAGGUUUUCGACUGGCACAUUAAGGCUGGGAUCAUCACCGACAAGUUUGAAAUUUACGACGGUGUUCAUAUCGGCAAGGAUAAGUCCUCGGUGUGUGACGAUAUCGACAAGACUCAGUGGUCCUAUAACUCUGGUAUCUUUCUGCACGGCGUUGCCAACAUGUACAACAUAACUUCAUCUGACAAGUGGAAGAAGCGCGCCGACGGUCUUCUCGACGACGUCUUCAACAAGUUUGUCAAGAACGAGAUCAUCUACGAGCAGUUUUGUGAGCCGCACAAGCAGUGCAGUCAGGAUCAGCAAAGUUUUAAGGGAUACCUCGCCCGAUGGUUGGCCGCCACUACACAACUAUACCCAGAAACCAGCAGCAGAAUCAUGCCGCUCCUCAAGACAAGUGCUCAGGCUGCUGCCAAGGUCUGCACUGGCUCUGGAGACGGCUACAAGGGCCCCGCCGGUACAGCUUGCGGCUUUUCCUGGACAACAAACACUUUUGAUGGCUCUCUUGGUGUUGGACCCCAGAUGAACGCUCUCGACAUUUUCAUGUACACUCUUGUCGGCAAUGCAAAGGCACCCUACACAUCCAAGACCGGAGGAACAUCCAAGGGUGACCCUGGUGGUGGUAACACCGAUGCUAACGAUAAUGACGGAACGCCCAAGAGAAAGGCCAUCACUGGAGCCGACAAGGCCGGUGCUGGUAUCUUGACGUUUCUCUUCGUGGCUGGUAUCAUUGGAGGUGUUUCUUUCCUCGUUCUCGACCUCUAG
This is a messenger RNA of Fusarium pseudograminearum CS3096, 1389 nucleotides long. RefSeq lists its product as uncharacterized. The record is from RefSeq and is a predicted model, not a curated record. Bases 1 to 1389 code for a protein of 462 amino acids. NCBI's taxonomy places the organism in Eukaryota, Fungi, Ascomycota, Sordariomycetes, Hypocreales, Nectriaceae. Gene Ontology annotation, molecular function: mannan endo-1,6-alpha-mannosidase activity. Gene Ontology annotation, biological process: carbohydrate catabolic process; fungal-type cell wall biogenesis. The transcript is spliced from 3 exons.